AUGGCCACCCGGUCCCACGGGCAGAAGGAGCAGAAGCUCCAGCAGGGUGAGGUACCCGCAGAGCCGAACGACGAGGCCGCCUGUGCCCCUGGCGAGGCCUGUGGGACCGGCAAUCACGAUCCUGUCGCCUCGGUCCCCACAGCCUGGAGUGAUGUGUCUCCCUCGGGCAGCGUCUCCCUGCGGAGCAGCCCAGCAGGUUCCUCCACCGCCUCCGUCUCCGCCGCCAUUUCCAUGGCCGAUGAGGACCCGGGGCUGCCGUCCAUGGCCUGUGUGCCGGCGAAGAGGCGCUCCGACCCCCAAGGCCGCCGUAGUCCCCACGCAGAGCUUAGACAGGUGGUGCCCAAGACGGACGGCCAGGCCGCCCUCGGGCAAGCCCCGGAGGGGACUGGCCAGGCCAGCGGGCACCCGAGCCCCGGGAACGGCCGUCGUAGGGAGCGGCCCUGCCGCCAGCAGGCUGCCCAGGCUCAGAAGCCUCCAGGGCGCCAUCUGCCUCAGCCGUCUGGGCUUUCGCCGCCAUCUUCUCCAAGGUCUCGGCGCCGCAGCCGCCGCCGCCGCCGCCUCCUCCCUCCCACUGCUCCGCAGAGUCCCGCAUCCCGCUCAGGGCCUGCCCUCCGCAGUCAACCAGACGGGGCAGGCGCUGCCCUCCGCGACCGUGCAUCUGAUCCAGGUGCUGCUCGCCGCAGCUGCACUACUAGCCCGGCAGGGCCUGCCCUCCGCAGACGUGCAUCAGGACCAGGCCCUGCCAUCCAAGUCCGCGCCACCCGGUCAGACCCUGCUGUCCGACGCCGCCCAUCUGCGAAAGGUCCAGCUCCUCGCAGCGGUGCAUCCCAGUCUGGUCUUGCUCUCCCCAGCCGCGACAGCCCGCCAGGCCCUGCUUCCCACGGCGGUGAAUCCGGGUCAGGAUCUGCUGUCCGACGCCGAUGUUCAUCUGCGCCAGGCCCUGCUCUCCGUGACCGCUCGGCAAGUUCAGGCCUUACUCUUAGCAGCACCAGCACGGCGCCAGGGCCUGUCCUCCAGAGCCGCUCCACCCAGCGAAGGUCAGCCCUUCUCAGCCGCCACUCUCUGUCUGGGCCGGCUGGCGGGAAUCCUUCUCCCGCUGGGAGAAGACUGGUUUUUCGGAGCAGCCCAAGCCCUCCUGAUCCUCAGGUCCCAAGCCUUGGUUCUCAGCCUACUUGGCAUGCAGUCCGUAUGCGUGCCUCCUCACCCUCACCUCCUGGUAGGUUCUUUCCUUUCCCUGAGCAAUAUGGUGAGACCUCCUCCUCCUCCUGUGCCACCUCCUCCUCCUCUUUCACCUCCUCCCCUAGGUCUCCUAGCCGAAGCCCUUCCUCUUCCCCUACUAAGUUUUUUGGCCUGAGCUCCAUCUCCACUCCUAGCCCUGCCAGCCUUAGGCGCGCCUUGCUGCCGGAGGUUGAUGCCCUGAGCCCUGCCUUUCCAGGAGAGCAGGCCGAAAGGGAGCCCUCACCGCCCUAUGCCGCCUGCAGUGUGACCACCCCCUGUGAGCAUCCUCCAGGACCCGCGAAGAAAAUCAACAUCUCCCGCUGUGCUGAAUGGGCUGCCUGCUCCGCAGUUGCCUGCCCUAGUCCUGGGCCCCACAUUUUAGACGGUCCCGCUCAGGCCCUGCUCAUGCUGUAUUCAUACCACAAAGCUAAGAGCCCACAGGGACAAGGAGAUGUGCCCACCAAGUCCCAAUACCAUGCCACUUUUGUAGAAACAUUCCCUAUUGCUGCUUCCAGGUCCUGCAAGGCCUGA
Molecule: messenger RNA, 1749 nt
Organism: Cynocephalus volans (Philippine flying lemur)
Lineage: Eukaryota; Metazoa; Chordata; Mammalia; Dermoptera; Cynocephalidae
Product: EZH inhibitory protein-like
Exons: 3
Coding region: 1-1749 (582 amino acids)
Cellular component (GO): nucleus
Source: RefSeq, a predicted model, not a curated record